GAUGUGGUGGUGGUGGCCGUGAACUACCGAUUAGGACCCUGGGGUUUCCUAUAUGCCGGCACCGAAGACGCAGCUGGAAAUAUGGGACUCUAUGACCAAUUGCUUGGACUUAAAUGGGUUAACGAGAACAUCGAGCAGUUCGGAGGCGACCCCAAGAAAAUCACCAUUUUUGGAGAGUCAGCCGGUAGUAUGUCGGUCGGCGCCCAUAUCUUAUCUCCCCUGUCUCGGGGUCUCUACCAGAGGGCUAUCUUGCAAUCUGGUGCUCCCAACUCAUACUUAGGCAGUGAAUCCAGAGAGCAGGGAUACAAAAAGACCUUAUUUUUAGCCGAAAGGUUAAAUUGUAACACAGCUUCGGGCGCAGACAUCGUGGCCUGUCUUAAGCUCAAAACCACGGAACAGAUUCUGAAUGUAUCGAAAACCGCUCGAUUGGAUGCCAAGAGUUUUGAACCAAUUUAUGGCGAAGAGUUAAUGCCGAUUAAGGCUUCGGACGCUUUACAAAAUGGAGACUUUAAUAAAGACAUCGACCUCUUAUUCGGCACCGUUAGCGAAGAGGGCGCCCUCUUUGUUGAGUCUAUGUUUGAAGACAAAUUGAGUCCAGACAUCAAGAACCCGCCCAUCAAUGUGACCAUUUGUAGUCAAGUCAUAACUUUUAUGGUUAUGGCUUUCGGUGAGACAAUGGCUUACGGCAAAGAAGUGGCCGAUUUCUACCUCAAGGACGUCAAAGACGGCGAGUUCGACAAAUUGAGACAAGCGGUCGGCUAUGGGUUCGGCGACUAUCAUAUCGCGUGUCCGACAGUACUCUUCGGCCGAGAGUUUGCACUCCACGGCAAAGGAAAGGCUUACGCUUUCAGACUGACAUACCCGCCAACAAUACCCGUGUUCCAGAUGUGUAAGGGAUGGAUGGGUGACUGUCACGGCGAUGAUGUGCUCAUACUGUUUGGCUUUCCUAUUAAACUCAGAGGCAUUACAUUCACGGAAACUGAUUAUAAGAUCGCUCGCGAUAUGAUAGACGCCUGGUCUUCGUUCGCCUACACCGGAUCACCCAAACAAUUAGGUAAAGACAAAUGGGAGGAAGCGAUCGACAAGACUUCAAACGACAAAUUCGUGAAAUACUUGGAAUUGAAUCCAAAGACCAAUUAUCCAAUGGUUAACGACUAUUACAAAGAGUCGUGCGAAGGCUUUUGGGCCAAGAAGUGGGGCUACAAUAAGUAGUCGACUAUUAGAUCACGAAUUUAUUUGUUAUUUAUAUAAAAUAAAACGUUUCAAUGAAAAGUUAA
Messenger RNA from Oppiella nova, 1277 nucleotides. NCBI's taxonomy places the organism in Eukaryota, Metazoa, Arthropoda, Arachnida, Sarcoptiformes, Oppiidae. The record is from the annotation of a GenBank genome assembly.